AUGUUCAAACUGGAACCAAUCGGAUCAACUCUUUUUAGUUCCGACGUGGUUUGGGACGAGAAGGGACACGCCAGGAUCUCUUAUAUAUAUGUAACUUUCACCGACGAUGGCAUUAAAUCUAUUCAGUUCAUCUAUUUUCAUGAGGGAGUUCAUGUCGAGUCUAAAAAGCACGGUUACUCCGGAGGUAAACACACCACAAGAGUGAAACUGGAAAACGAUGAAUAUUUGACUGCAUUGAGUGGAGUUUAUGGUGAAAAGCGUAUCACGUCUUUGACAUUUCACACUAAUAAGAGGAGCCACGGUCCGUUUUGUAAGAGAGAUUAUGAUAUAAGUUUUAUGAGGAAAAUUGAUGUGGGGAUAUGUGACCGCAGUGAGUUUUGUGGUUUAUUUGGGUCUUUCUCCGAGGUUAAAUAUGGCGGCUAUCUGACAUCCAUUGGCAUGUAUGUCUCUCACAAUACAAGCAUCAUUGACCAAGACCCUAGAACCAGGUUCGGAGCCACCUACGACGAUCACCACUUCGUUCGUUCGGAAUCAUUGGAUCAUACAAGCACGAGUGGUCAUUAUCAAUGCCCCAACAUCGUUGAUGGUUUUCCUGUCAAUCCCAUACGUCGUCGUGAGUCCAAACUCAAAGACAAGAUACUCUCCAAGUUUAAUAAAGCUAUUCGGUUCCUUCUUAACCUUUGA
Messenger RNA from Eruca vesicaria subsp. sativa (arugula), 684 nucleotides. The record is from the annotation of a GenBank genome assembly. NCBI's taxonomy places the organism in Eukaryota, Viridiplantae, Streptophyta, Magnoliopsida, Brassicales, Brassicaceae.